Molecule: messenger RNA, 1203 nt
Organism: Mesitornis unicolor (brown roatelo)
Lineage: Eukaryota; Metazoa; Chordata; Aves; Mesitornithiformes; Mesitornithidae
Gene: GGPS1
Product: geranylgeranyl diphosphate synthase 1
Exons: 3
Coding region: 29-928 (299 amino acids)
Biological process (GO): isoprenoid biosynthetic process
Molecular function (GO): prenyltransferase activity
Source: RefSeq, a predicted model, not a curated record
AGUGAACUACUUCUUAUGAAAUAAAGAAAUGGAUGGGAUGGAUGAAACAUCUAAAAGAAUCCUAGAGCCAUACCAGUAUUUACUUCAACUACCAGGUAAACAAGUGAGAACCAAACUGUCACAGGCCUUUAAUCACUGGCUGAAUGUUCCAGAAGAUAAAAUACAGGUUAUCAUUGAAGUGACAGAGAUGCUGCACAACGCAAGCCUGCUUGUAGAUGAUAUUGAAGAUAAUUCAAAGCUACGACGGGGCUUUCCAGUGGCACACAGUAUCUAUGGAAUUCCAUCUGUAAUCAACUGUGCUAAUUAUGUGUAUUUCCUUGGCUUAGAGAAGGUUUUAACCCUUGAUCAUCCAGAUGCUGUUAAAGUUUUCACCCGUCAACUUCUGGAACUCCAUAAAGGUCAAGGCUUGGAUAUUUACUGGAGGGAUACUUACACCUGUCCUACAGAAGCUGAAUAUAAAGCUAUGGUACUGCAAAAGACAGGUGGUCUCUUUGGAUUAGCUGUAGGCCUCAUGCAGCUGUUCUCGAAUUAUAAAAGAGACUUAAAGCCACUUCUUAACACACUUGGCCUCUUCUUCCAAAUAAGAGAUGACUAUGCCAACUUGCACUCCAAAGAAUAUAGUGAAAACAAGAGCUUUUGUGAAGACUUAACUGAGGGCAAGUUCUCAUUCCCAACCAUUCAUGCAAUUUGGUCAAGACCUGAAAGUACUCAGGUGCAAAAUAUUUUGCGUCAAAGGACUGAGAACAUAGAUAUAAAAAAAUACUGUGUACAUUACCUUGAGAAUGUGGGUUCCUUUGAGUACACUCGAAAAACAUUGAAAGAGCUUGAGUCUGAAGCCUAUAAAGAAAUUGAAUCACUUGGGGGAAACCCUGAGCUUGUAGCACUAGUUGAACAGCUGAGCAAAAUGUUCAAAGAAACUGAAAAUUAAAAAUUUAACUCCUGGGUGGGGUUCUUUUUAAAAUGGGAAAAUAGCCAGACUAUCUGAGAGGUGUGAUAAUCAGUCUCGCUUCAAACGUUCUCUUGUAGCCAUGUUACAGAAAUCACUGUUAAAAACAAUUUGUCACUGAGUAUUGAAAUACAUACCCUAUUCUCUGUAUAGUCUUAACUGUAACUGCUUACAGGUGGCUUUGUUAAAGCAGAUGUACUGGAACUGAAACAAGUGUUGAAUCUAAAUGUGACCAUCUUUACCCAAUCAUUGGCAUU